AUGGCCCGUUUUGUAGGUUUCGUGCUAAAUACAUCGCUUCCUUCACUUCCUCUGCCGCUACUUUCGGCUUACUCGUCCAUCGCUCCUCCAUCUCCAGCAGAGACUGUGGCAAUGAGUGAAGAUGAUGGGAAUCUUAGGAGAUGUGGGCGAAGUAGUUUUUCGCAAGAGCAGCUUGAACUCUUAGAAUCCUCAUUUACCAAAGAGCCAUACCCGAGUAUAGCUCAACGCUUGGAGUUGGUCAAGAAGACGCAGCUACCAGAGGCAAGAAUUCAGGUACUGUCAAUUUGAUU
Messenger RNA from Strongylus vulgaris, 290 nucleotides. NCBI's taxonomy places the organism in Eukaryota, Metazoa, Nematoda, Chromadorea, Rhabditida, Strongylidae. The record is from the annotation of a GenBank genome assembly.